Diaporthe citri is the source of this 696-nucleotide messenger RNA. RefSeq lists its product as uncharacterized. Bases 1 to 696 code for a protein of 231 amino acids. The record is from RefSeq and is a predicted model, not a curated record. NCBI's taxonomy places the organism in Eukaryota, Fungi, Ascomycota, Sordariomycetes, Diaporthales, Diaporthaceae. The transcript has 4 exons.
AUGGCACCGCUCAAGCCGCACUGGACACAGCCGUCCCACCCUCACCUCCUGCAAGUCAUCGUCAGUGACAGCGAGGCCGAAUUCACCUCCAAGAGCGUCUCCACGGCCACCGCGGCCCCCUUCGGCGUCGUCGCGAAGCUGUCCUUCCCCCCGUGCACCCUGGCCGACGAGCCGGCCUACUCCACGGUCCAGAUCGGCCGGAACAGGCACCUCGAGCUCAACAGCGAUCUGCUGUAUCUCAACCACUCCUGCGAGCCUUCUCUGAUCAUCGAUACGGCCAACAUGACCGUCCUGGCUGGGCCCCAGGGCCUAAAGCCCGGCGAUGAGCUGACUUUCUUCUACCCCUCCACGGAAUGGGACAUGGCACAGCCCUUCGACUGCUUCUGCGGCUCGGCCGCCUGCCGCGGCAAGAUCGCCGGCGCCAAGGACAUGGCGCCCGAGCAGCUCGAGGGCCUGCCGGGGCCGGGGGAUAUGCGGCCCCGGGAAGACGGCCACCGCGGGAGCCUCCUUCCUGCCGACGUCGGCGGGGCGGACGACCCGACCGCCCGAGCGCUUAGGGACGCCCUGGGCCACGCCGAGAAGGUCGUCGAGGCGGCCCGGGCGGCCCUGCUGGGCUACGCCGGCGCGGCUGCGCGCCGCGGCCCUACGUCUCGGGAGCUGGGCGGCGAGAUGGGCGGCGACACGGUCGUGGCUUGA